AUGGCGGGCAACCGGGACAACACGCUGGAGGGACAGCUGACGCACGUAAUCCAGCACCACAUGUCGCAGCCGGGCGCGGAGGCGCAGGUCAGCGUGCACCAAGUGCAGAGCCCCUCGGGCAGCGGGACGAAGCGGCACCAGAUCAUCAUCGACAUAAAACAGGACAUCGAUAUCGAUGAAAUGUCCACCCGCUCGCUGGCGGAGAGCGUGAUGGAGACGCUGGGCGCGCGCUCCGCCGCCGUGUACAUAGACAACUCGCAAGCCGGCAGGAACUCCGACAUGGAGUCGCUGACGACGGUCAACGUGAUAGUGGCGAACGACUUGAGCCAGACGGCGGCCAGCCCCGCCGCGGAGGAGACGGAGGCGGACGCCAGCCAGGAGCCGGCCGGGAGCCCCGCCGCCCUGCCGGCCAACCGGAUUGCCGUCGACCGCAUCGUGGAAAUGUCGAAUGCGUCGAACGCUAACAGCGAGACCUCGACGUCGAGCACCGCGUCGAUAACCGUCGCAACCGUCACAGCGUCAGGUAACAUACAUCACUAUUGGAGCUGCUCGAACGAUUACACGGACCUUUUG
This is a messenger RNA of Iphiclides podalirius (scarce swallowtail), 573 nucleotides long. NCBI's taxonomy places the organism in Eukaryota, Metazoa, Arthropoda, Insecta, Lepidoptera, Papilionidae. The record is from the annotation of a GenBank genome assembly.